AAGGACAGGAAAAGGAACAAUCUCUUUCUUUAUUGUCACCCCAACUGAGGACCAAACACUCAGUAUUAGUUCACAUAUGCGUAGAAGAAAAGUUUCCAUAUAUACAGACACCUUUUUGAGUCUUCACUGCCCAAUAUGCCUCCUUGUUCUUUAGUAGGAGUUAUUAAACAACACACCAAUCUUGACUUCAAGUCCUGAAACCAUAACAAAACAAAGCUGAUUUUCUUUUUUCUUUUUCCAAUCUCUCUCCUCAGCCAUGGGCACCUUCUUCGAAAAACCUUUAUUUUUCUGUCUUCUUGUUGCGGCGAGUCUAUGGUGGUGCUCAGUUUUUUCAACGGCUGAGCUUCCACGUUUUCACCAUCCUGUGAAGGCCGAUGGAUCUCUUAGCUUUCUGGUCGUCGGAGAUUGGGGAAGACAAGGACUUUACAACCAGUCCGAAGUUGCUAUUCAGAUGGGAGUGAUUGGAGAGAAGCUGGACAUUGAUUUUGUUAUCUCAACUGGUGACAAUUUCUACGAAGAUGGUUUGAAAAGCAUAAACGAUCCAGCAUUUUCUGACUCCUUUACCACUAUCUACACUGCCAAGAGCUUGCAGAGGAAAUGGUACAAUGUUCUGGGAAACCAUGACUAUAGGGGAAAUGUUGAAGCACAAUUGAGUGCAGUCCUCAGGGACAAGGAUAGCAGGUGGCUAUGCUUGAGAUCAUUCAUUCUUAAUGCAGAAAUUGUGGAAUUCUUCUUCGUAGAUACAACCCCAUUUGUGGAUAAGUACUUUACAGACCCAGGGAAUGAUACUUACGACUGGAAAGGAGUAUUGCCUCGGAAUAUUUACCUGUCGAAUCUUUUGGAGGAUUUGAAGUUGGCAUUAAGGAAUUCUAGUGCAAAAUGGAAGAUAGUUGUAGGUCACCAGACAAUCAAAAGUGCUGGAGAACAUGGCGUCACCCAAGAGCUUGUUCAGCAUUUACUCCCAAUUCUUCAGGAAAAUGAUGUAGACAUUUACAUGAAUGGGCACGAUCACUGCUUGCAGCAUAUCAGCAGUACAGACAGUAAAAUUCAUUUUUUAACAAGUGGGGGUGGCUCCAAGGCAUGGAGGGGUGGUGUUAAAUGGUGGAACCCAGAGGAAAUGAAGUUGUAUUAUGAUGGACAAGGUUUUAUGUCUGUGCAACUGACUCAAACCCAAGCUGAUUUCGUAUUUUAUGAUGUCUUUGGUAAUGUUUUGCACAAAUUCAUGGUGUCCAAAGAUCUUUCUUCUACCCCAUUUGAGAGGUUAAUCAAGGUACUACACAUACCGAAGAUAUUAAGGUAUGUUGGAAUGUAAAUGAUAAUUCAUAAGAAAACCCAAUUAUACAGAUAACAAUGAUUGUAUCUUUGCAUUAGGAGUCAAUGUUUAAGUAUGGACAUAUGUACUAGGCAUGAGGGAAAUUGUAACAACAUUAACCCUCUAUAGGACCUGCAGUGACGAAAGUUUCAUGCUCUAGGGUACCCAUCAUGGUAAAGAUGUACCUGUCGAAUAAUUCAAUUAGUACUAUAGCAAAAGGUAUAUUGCUCAUAAGAUCUUGGAUACUGUCU
Messenger RNA from Ilex paraguariensis (yerba mate), 1563 nucleotides. The record is from the annotation of a GenBank genome assembly. Lineage: Eukaryota; Viridiplantae; Streptophyta; Magnoliopsida; Aquifoliales; Aquifoliaceae.